AUGGAGAACAAUGAUCGCAGCCACAGCCGCCAUUGCGACGACCAGCCAAAGGGAACGCACGUCAACGGUCAACGGAAUGCCGGCGUCGACCAAUGCAUGACGUCUUCGAGCCAAGAACUAGUGGCGGCGCCGCCGCGGCCGUCAUCCGAGGACGAUUUCCAGCUCGAGUUUCCACUCGGGUUCAGAUUCGCCCCCACCGACGAGGACCUCAUUCUGUAUUACUUGAAGCCCAAAAUCGCAGGCGAUCCGAUUCCGCUUGCUGACUUCUUCGCCGACGUCGAUCUCUACCAGUUUGACCCCAGAGAGCUCAUCGAGAGCCACAAGGCAGCGGGCAAAGGUGAGGACGAGUGGUACUUCUUCACCCCGAGGGACAGGAAGUAUCCGAACGGGUCGAGGCCGAAUCGCCGCACGCCCGGCGGGUUUUGGAAGGCGACCACGAAGGAUAGCGUCAUCCAGAUGGAGAACAUGACGAUCGGGUACAAGAGGCUGUUGGCCUUCUCUCGAGGAGCCUCGCCAAGACGAGGCGACGGGACGGCCUUGAGCAUGCACGAGUAUAGGUUGGCGGAGGACGAGAAGAGGAACCGCACCGGGACAGACGAGAAGAAGGGAGCGAAGGACAAGAGGUUGGAUGAGUGGGUUCUGUGCAAGGUCUUCACGCCCAAGCAUGCAAAGCAUUCGAAGAACGGCCGGAAAUCUGAUCACCCACUGAAGACAAGGAACGAACAGAACCAUGAUCAGCCAGACGGCAACGGUGAUGAUGCCCCGACGACCACCGGCAAGAAUCGAGGCCGAACAAAGGGUAUUGUUGUUGAUGAAGAUGAUGGCUACUUGCAAGACCUUCAAUCCACGCCAACUCACAAGCUCAACAUGGGCCGGCAAGUCGAUGUCGCCGACAACUAUCAACUGCCUCAGAGUUCUCAGAUAAGUGCUCUCGGCGGUCUGGAGACCGACCGACCAGCCUACAAUGUUUUGCCAUAUAGCAGCCAUACAGACCCCGACUCAAUGGCGCACUGUCCGAGUGAGAUGCAGAUCAGCGUACAUCUACAAGUCCAGCGGGUGGCCACGCAGCCCGCGAGCCUCGGGCCUCCUACCGGCAAUGCUCCUCCUGAAUCACAUCCAAGCAGAAGCUGUCGCCUUCCCGCACACUCCACUCGCCAUAAUCCUCGUCCAGUAGUGGUGCAUAGCUUCAAGGAUUUAAUCAGCACCAACCCAUAG
Molecule: messenger RNA, 1215 nt
Organism: Eucalyptus grandis
Lineage: Eukaryota; Viridiplantae; Streptophyta; Magnoliopsida; Myrtales; Myrtaceae
Product: NAC domain-containing protein 101
Exons: 3
Coding region: 1-1215 (404 amino acids)
Biological process (GO): regulation of DNA-templated transcription
Molecular function (GO): DNA binding
Source: RefSeq, a predicted model, not a curated record